AUGGCGUUUCUCUUCUCGCGCAGCUGCGAGGUGCUUGGGGCUGGCUGGGUUAAGCUUCGACAGCCCCCCAGGGCUCUGGUUUGGCUGCCGUGCCGUGACUCUUCGGUACACAACAGGACAAUUGUGUGCCUGACCCCACGCUCUGGAGCCCCCCCGGUACCGCGGCUGGGACCCCCAGCUCUGUGCCGUGCCCCCCUUGCUGUGUCUGACCGCCCGGAGGAAGAGUCGCGCUCAGCCCUCCGCCUCCAGCCCGGGCGUGCCUGGCACGGGGCGGCCCCGGGGCGAGCACUGGGACUGUUCCAGUCCACCGGGCACCGCGGAGCCAUUCCACUCCACCUCGGGACCAUUCCAGUCCAGCGGGCACCGUGGGCAGCUGUGAGACACAGAGGCAAAGGAGCUGCCACUGGAGCAGCUGCCCCAGCAGGAGACUCUGCCAAGAUGUCCAAGAGGAAGCCAACUCCAGAGGAGGAACCCAAGGAGGAGACAAUUUCAGAUGAGGAAUCUGGGGAGGAGACGACUCCUAGUGAUGAGUCCAAGAAGAAGAUAAAUUCAGAUGAGGAAUCCAGGGACAAACCCAAGGAUGGGGAUGGUCCUGGGGAUGAUCCUGGGAAUGGUCCUGACAAUGGUUCUGACGAUGGUCCCAAGGAUGGGGAUAAUCCAGGUAAGGUGCAGGGGAAGUUUAGGUUAGACAUCAGGAAAACAAAUCUUCACUGAAAGACUGAUUAGGCACUGGAAUUGUCUGCCCAUGGAGGUGGAUUGUCUGCCCUGGAUGUGUUUAAAAAAAGACAGGAGGUGGCACUCAGUGCCAUGGUUUAUUUGAUGAGGGGGUGUUAGCUCAUAGGUUGGACUA
Messenger RNA from Passer montanus (Eurasian tree sparrow), 850 nucleotides. RefSeq lists its product as uncharacterized. NCBI's taxonomy places the organism in Eukaryota, Metazoa, Chordata, Aves, Passeriformes, Passeridae. The coding region runs from base 1 to 714 and encodes 237 amino acids. The record is from RefSeq and is a predicted model, not a curated record. The transcript has 5 exons.